Molecule: messenger RNA, 1011 nt
Organism: Aspergillus lentulus
Lineage: Eukaryota; Fungi; Ascomycota; Eurotiomycetes; Eurotiales; Aspergillaceae
Source: RefSeq, a predicted model, not a curated record
AUGGUCGCUGGAUUGGAUGACAACGCAGACGUGUUUGUGAACUUAUGGCGAAGACUAAAAGGCCUUCUUGGAUCUUCACCACAGAAGGAACGUACGCUGCAGGGAGAGGGUGAUAAUGUGGAUAGCGUCACAGAACGCUGGAGACUGCUCACUCAAUACCAAGCAGAUAUACCCCACUGCUCGCUAAGUUGCAUCUACGAACUGGUGUUGGAGUAUAAUUGUCCUCACACCGACUUUGCUUGCAUCUGUACGAGGCUUGAGGUGAUCACUCAGGAUGUGAAAUUCAGAUCCUGCUAUGACCAGUGUCCUAUCAAUCCUGAUCAGCGAUGGACGCCGGGACGGUUGCUUGAUUUCUGCGACUUAGUAGGGGUUCAGCCGACCCUUCCGGACUACAUGAGCCAAUACACCGAAUUACAUAGGAGGCAACCUGUCGCAGAAAGGGCUUUCUCCUGGGAGUCGGGGGCGACUGGCCGGGUGAGCGCCCUUACAGUAUCUGGUACUGGAACUGCGAUCCACGCGUCGACUUCAGAUGCAGAGGUUUUCUCCACGAUGACAGUUACACCUUCCUGGGUCGGGGCCACACAAACAGUUCUAAUAACCACAACAGCGACAGGAUUCUCCACAAGUCAGACCUCCAGUGUUGAACCGGUGGAUCCGAGCCUCCAAUCGACCGGUCUCUCAACGGGAGCAAAAGCGGGGAUUGGCGUAGCGAUACCCUUGGCAGUGAUUUGCAUAGCUUCUAUCCUGCUAUGGUACAUACGACGCAAAAAGAGAAAUGGUGGAGAUGGCGGGGGACAUGAUAGAACCCAACUGCCGACAACUGUAUCACCAACUUCACCCGUCGUCAAUAACUUACCUUGCGAGAAAGACGGAAACGCUAUCAGUGAAUUAGAUGGCCAGCAGAAAUCGGAGACUGACGCAAAGAUCAAGACGCCCGUUUUCGAGCUGGAUGCGAACCUGACCAUUUCUGAAAAGGAGUCAGGAGAGCAAAAACAAGUGGUUAUUCACUGA